CAGUGCAAAGAGGUGAUCGAGAGACAAAGACAUCAAAACAUCAUGGUAUCUGCUGGCCUUCAGAUGCUGGGCACCGCCCUGGCCAUUAUUGGAUGGAUUGGUGUCAUUGUGGUCUGUGCACUUCCCAUGUGGAAGGUCACAGCCUUCAUUGGCAAUAAUAUUGUGACGGCACAGACAUCAUGGGAGGGAAUCUGGAUGAGCUGUGUUGUGCAGAGCACUGGACAGAUGCAAUGCAAAGUCUACGACUCCAUGCUGGCCCUUUCCUCAGACCUUCAGGCUGCCCGCGCCCUCAUCAUCAUUUCCAUCGUGAUUGGAAUCUUGGGCAUCCUUCUGGCUAUGGCUGGAGGCAAAUGCACCAACUGUGUUGAGGACGAGAGUUCCAAAUCCAAGGUUGGUGUCACUUCGGGUGCAAUUUUCAUUGUUGCUGGGGUGCUGUGUCUGGUCCCGGUGUGCUGGACAGCCCAUGUCAUCAUCCGGGACUUCUACAAUCCCUUGCUCAGUGAGGCUCAAAAGAGAGAGAUUGGAGCAGCUCUUUACAUUGGCUGGGGCGCUGCCGCCCUGUUGCUCAUCGGGGGUGGUUUGCUCUGCUGCAACUGCCCGCCAAAGGAGGAUAGAGGAAAUUAUACAGCCAAGUAUAACAUUGCCCCUCGGUCUGACGCCUCUGCUCCCAGCAGAAAAAACUUUGUGUGAAACUAAGAUCUAAUGGAUUCUGGAAAUAAUGGAUAAUGGAUUCUAUCUUUGAUGUUUUAUAAUCUUGGGUCCAGGAUGUAAUGGCUCAGAGAGUUAAGCAGGUAUCAUGGGAACUUGAAAAGCAUUGAAUUAAAAGCGAAUGGUACAAUUUUCCCAACACACUUCGAAAACAAGAGGGAAAUGAGGAACCACUUAAAUCGUUUAAAAAAAAAAAAAACUCUUGUCUGUUAAAUGAGGCUAAGCUGGAAAUCUGUCUUUUUUUAAUAUGAUUGAAUUGUUAACUCUUUUGUUUUAUGGUCCAGAUAAAUGUGCCAUGUGGUUUAUUUUUAUUAUGCCUUUAAACAUUUUUUGGCAUUAGUAUUCACUAGUAUUCAAACUAAUUUUGUUUUGUAAAUAUUCCAAUUAUGUAUAGCAAACAGCAACAUAUUGUGAGAUUUUUCUGCUUUUAUUUAUAUGAAAACAUGUCAAAUGGAAAAAAUAAAAAUAUAUUGCUAUUA
Messenger RNA from Xyrauchen texanus (razorback sucker), 1187 nucleotides. Its product is annotated as claudin-4-like. The transcript has a single exon. The coding region runs from base 43 to 690 and encodes 215 amino acids. Gene Ontology annotation, molecular function: structural molecule activity. Gene Ontology annotation, cellular component: plasma membrane; bicellular tight junction. Gene Ontology annotation, biological process: bicellular tight junction assembly; cell adhesion. NCBI's taxonomy places the organism in Eukaryota, Metazoa, Chordata, Actinopteri, Cypriniformes, Catostomidae. The record is from RefSeq and is a predicted model, not a curated record.